Messenger RNA from Trichoderma reesei QM6a, 573 nucleotides. RefSeq lists its product as uncharacterized. The transcript is spliced from 2 exons. Lineage: Eukaryota; Fungi; Ascomycota; Sordariomycetes; Hypocreales; Hypocreaceae. The coding region runs from base 1 to 573 and encodes 190 amino acids. The record is from RefSeq and is a predicted model, not a curated record.
AUGGUUUCUUUCAACGUCUUCACCAUCCUGGCCGCUGCCGUCGCCAGCGUCGCCGCGAUCCCUGCCGGAACCGCUACCAUCGGCAACAGAUUGCCUUCAAGAACGUUCCUUACCGGAGUGACACACUCUGUCGUCGCAGGACGGGGAGGAGCGCUUGUCUAUGACCCCGAUAACGUGGUUGCUCAGCCCGGCGAUACUGUCGAGAUUCACUUCCUCGCCGCCAACCACUCCAUCGCGCAAUCCGACUUUGCCCACCCGUGCACUCCCCUCGCAGACGGCACCGGCCUCUUUGCCGGCUUCAACUUUGCCACCUCCGAGGGCCAGAACCCCAACGUCUACCAGUUCACCGUCAUCGACAACAGCCCGCUCUGGUUCUACUGCCCUCAGCCAAAGGGCGCCCACUGCACCAAGGGCAUGCUCCUCGCCGUCAACCAAAACUUUGACAGCCAAAACACUCUUUCGAAGCAGAGGGAGCUCGCCGCCAAAGUCGAGCCUGUUGUGCCCCCCGUCGUGCAAGGCGGCAGACUGGGCGGUUUCCAGCGCGCGAACCCCAACCCUCUCAGCGGGUUUUAA